Paracoccidioides brasiliensis Pb18 is the source of this 564-nucleotide messenger RNA. RefSeq lists its product as uncharacterized. The coding region runs from base 1 to 564 and encodes 187 amino acids. The record is from RefSeq and is a predicted model, not a curated record. The transcript has 2 exons.
AUGGGUUACCUCUCCGAAUUGGUCAAAAAGGACCACAGGGAGCUGGUGUUGUUCCAUAACCAGAUUGUCAACGCGGACAACGAUAUCGACAAAAGCAGGUUUCAACACCAGUUCGUUUGGGAGUUAGCUCGCUAUGCUGUGGCUGAGGAACUGCUGUUUUACCCGGCGAUUGAAAAGCAUUUAGCAGACGGAAAAGAACGGACAGAGAAGGACCGCAUGGAGCAUAAAAAGACCAAAGACCAGCUGAUGGAAUUCGAAUCCAUGAAGCCGACGGACCCAAACUUCGAGCCAACAAUCAACUCUAUCAUGAACAACCUAUCUUCACCCAUUAAAGAGGGAGAAGACGAUAAUCUCACCGCUCUCGAGAGCGCCAUCAGCAUUGAGGACGACGAAGAACUUUCCGAAUCCUUUAAGCGCACAAAGAUGUUCAUACCCACGCUCACUCACCCUGCGGCCAAACCCCCCAACCCACUUCCUUUCGAGUCACCCAUUGGGCUCUUGACCACACCCAUCGACAAACUUGGGGACAUGUUCCGCAGGCUUCCACCCCACCGCCGCCAUUGA